CGAGCGUUGUGACGGAGGAGCUCCGGAGGUGGAUUGGCUGAACUCCCCGCGACUUCUCCCCACGCCUCCGGCCGGCAGAGCAAGCCGGGUGACGGCCGCGGAUGGAGCGGAGCGGGGGGUCUUCCAGGACUUGGAAGAUUCAUGAAAAUCUAAUGUAAAUAUCACAGGUAAAAGAGACAUCCUGAACUUGAGAAAUGGCAGGUUUCCUAGACAAUUUCCGAUGGCCUGAAUGUGAGUGUAUUGAUUGGAGUGAAAGAAGAAAUACAGUUGCUUCUGUGGUAGCUGGGAUUCUGUUUUUUACAGGUUGGUGGAUAAUGAUAGAUGCAGCAGUAGUUUACCCUAAGCCAGAGCAAAUGAACCACGCAUUCCAUACUUGUGGAGUGUUUUCUACUCUAGCUUUUUUCAUGAUAAACGCAGUAUCAAAUGCUCAAGUGAGAGGAGACAGCUAUGGUGAUGGAUGUUUAGGAAGAACAGGUGCUCGUGUCUGGCUCUUCAUUGGCUUCAUGUUGAUGUUCGGCUCACUUAUUGCUUCUAUGUGGAUCCUUUUUGGAGCAUAUGUUACCCACAAUAUUAAUGUCUACCCAGGCUUAGCAGUGUUUUUUCAGAAUGCUUUGAUAUUUUUCAGCACCCUUAUCUACAAAUUUGGAAGAACUGAAGAACUGUGGGCUUAAGAGUACUUUUUUCUUCAUCUUGCUUAGCGAGCCUUGUAUGUAAAUAUAAUUUACAUUUCUGUUUUAUAUUUUGCCAAAUAGAUGUUGCAUUACACCUUUUGUAUGUUUACUUAUUUUUGGAAAGUGAACUGAUUUAAAUAUUCUGCUCAAAGUUAGCUAUCUAUUCAUAGAAUGGAUAGUAAUGUGAAUAUGUACAUACUAUGACUACCUGUAAAAUAUAAAAGUGAAUGUUAAACUUCCAUUGCACUUGGCAGGUUUUUUCUGCUCUGAUAUGUGAAUAAUGUUUUAGGAUUAAGGCUCAUAGCUUGUUCAAGAUCAUAUACUGUUCUUAAGCACAAAUGAGCUGUAGUAGCUUCUUGAAGAGUUGAGAUUUUGAUUAGGUGAUCAGAAAGUGAACUUAAAGAAUAUUAAUCUGAAUGGCAUCUCCAAAUAGCCAUUGAUGCAUGACCCCCAGUAGAAAAAUAUGUUAUUUGGAACUCUGGCAUCAUAUGCUGAAACUUCAUCUAGCGCUAACUUCCCAAUUACUAGGAAUGUUUUACGCCAUACUACAAAAUGUGUACUGAACAAAGGAGGCAUGAAGUAUGUAUGGAAAUUCUAUUUAGCAAAAAAACUCACGUGAAAAACCAAAAGAUCUUAAGCAUUUAUUUGAUAGUGCAGCAUGCCUUAAAAUGGAAUGGGCCAAUCCUUUCUCAGUGAAUGCACUG
Podarcis muralis (Common wall lizard) is the source of this 1375-nucleotide messenger RNA. It is a transcript of the gene TMEM50B, whose product is annotated as transmembrane protein 50B. The record is from RefSeq and is a predicted model, not a curated record. Lineage: Eukaryota; Metazoa; Chordata; Lepidosauria; Squamata; Lacertidae.